AUGGUAACUGAAUCCCUCUGCAGUGACCCCGUGGGAUAUUGUGUAGUGUGUCUGUGGACUCCUCUCCUCUCUUCCUCUCCUGCAGAUGUGGACGAGUGUCAGGACAACAAUGGUGGCUGCCAGCAGAUCUGUGUCAAUGCCCUGGGCAGCUACGAGUGUCAGUGCCACAGUGGCUUCUUCCUCAGUGACAACCAGCACACCUGCAUCCACCGCUCCAACGAGGGUAUGAACUGCAUGAACAAAGACCAUGGCUGUGCCCACAUCUGCCGGGAGACACCCAAAGGUGGGGUGGCCUGCGACUGCAGGCCCGGCUUUGACCUUGCCCAAAACCAGAAGGACUGCACACUGACCUGUAACUAUGGAAACGGAGGCUGCCAGCACAGCUGUGAGGACACAGACACAGGCCCCAUGUGUGGCUGCCACCAGAAGUAUGCCCUCCACUCGGACGGUCGGACGUGCAUCGAGAAGGAUGAGGCUGCAAUUGAGCGCUCUCAGUUCAAUGCCACGUCAGUAGCUGAUGUGGACAAGCGGGUGAAACGGCGGCUCCUCAUGGAGACGUGUGCCGUCAACAAUGGAGGCUGCGACCGGACGUGCAAGGACACGGCCACGGGCGUGCGGUGCAGCUGCCCUGUGGGAUUCACCCUGCAGCCCGACGGGAAGACGUGCAAAGACAUCAACGAGUGCCUGGCCAACAACGGGGGCUGCGACCACUCCUGCCGCAACACCGUGGGCAGCUUCGAGUGCGGCUGCCGCAAGGGCUACAAGCUGCUGACCGACGAGCGGACGUGCCAAGACGUUGACGAGUGCUCCUUCGCGCGGACCUGCGACCACAUCUGUGUCAACUCCCCAGGCAGCUUCCAGUGUGUGUGCCACCGCGGCUACACGCUCUACGGGACAACCCACUGCGGAGACGUGGACGAGUGCAGCAUGAGCAACGGGAGCUGCGACCAGGGCUGCGUCAACAAAGGCAGCUUCGAGUGCGUCUGCCCCCCGGGGAGGCGACUCCACUGGAACCGGAAGGACUGCGUGGACACAGGCGGGUGCCUUUCUCCGGCCAAGGCCUUCCCCCGGGCCCAGCUGUGGUGCAGCAAGGCGGGCGGGGUGGAGAGCUGCUCCCUCGCCUGCCCGGCCCACACGCACUUUGUGCCAGACUCAGAAAACAGCUACAGUCUGAGCUGCGGGGUCCCCAGCCUCCAGGGCAGGACGCCGCAGAAGCGCAACGGCACCAGCUCCAGCACCGGGCCCAGCUGCGCAGGUGCCCCCGCCACCCCCAUCAGGCAGAAGGCGCGCUUCAAGAUCCGAGAUGCCAAGUGCCACCUCCGGCCCCGCAGCCGGGAGCCAGCCAAGGAGGCCCCAAGGCAGCUGCUGCUGGAAAACAGCCACGUGACCUUUGUGACCCUCAAGUGUGACUCCUCCAAGAAGAGGCGCCGUGGCCGGAAGUCCCCAUCCAAAGAGGUGACCCACAUCACAGCAGAGUUUGAGGUGGAGACAAAGGAAGAGGCCUCAG
This is a messenger RNA of Myotis lucifugus (little brown bat), 1507 nucleotides long. RefSeq names its product signal peptide, CUB and EGF-like domain-containing protein 1. Gene Ontology annotation, molecular function: calcium ion binding. Gene Ontology annotation, cellular component: cell surface. Lineage: Eukaryota; Metazoa; Chordata; Mammalia; Chiroptera; Vespertilionidae. The record is from RefSeq and is a predicted model, not a curated record. Gene Ontology annotation, biological process: signal transduction.